AUGUCAGAGUGCAGUAUUAACGAAAUCAAAGACAAAGAACAAGAAUUAGUCAAUAACAUAGAAAAAACAGAUAGCUCAAAUCAUCUGCCUAACACAUCAUGUCACAUUCAUCUAGAGAAAGAAGAUAUUCACAAAGAACACACGGAAGUAAUUGCAACAGACACAAAUACUAAUACAUCUCUUAAUACUCCAAAAACUCAACUAGGAAACACUUUGCCAUAUUAUAUAAGAGAAAAAAAUGACAAUUACAAAUUAGCUACAUUUAAGAUGCGAAGGAAAAUAAUUGUUAUUGCUGACCAACAAGGGCGAAAUAUUUGCAAAACUAUUCAAAAAUUAAUUGGCGAUAAUUUUCUUGUAACUUGUUAUUGGAAACCAGGAGCUAAAAUACAGGAAGUCUUACAAACAGAAAAGAACGAAAUAUGUAAACUUACAAAAAAUGAUUAUGUUGUUGUUCUUGGCGGCGUGAAUGAGAAUAAUCCAUAUGAAUUUGAAUUUUGUAUCAGGUGCUGGCUUUAUAGUGUAACAAAUACUAAUGUAAUAUUUACAGAAAUACCAUAUAAUAGAAAUUUAAACAUCGGCAAACUUAACUAUGUAUUAAGAUUUAUAUGUACAAGCUUUACUAAUGUUUCGUUUAUAAAUACAAAUGGUUCGAAGCCUUUCUUUCAUCAAUAUACUUUUACUCCAUAUAUACCAUGUCGUUUUCUGCUACGUGAAAUUCUACGCCUCGACUACAAAUUAAAAUUUGAGCUUUACCAAAAUAUAGUAAUUUCCUCAAAAUUUACUCCACUUCAGACUACUAGUACACAAACUGACAAUAUUGAAAUGGUAGACACAUGUACACAAAGUGACGAUAUAUUGAAAGACAAUAUCAUAGAGGAAAUCACUCCCAGGCAUGAAAAUAUGACACAUUCUGGUAAAAAUCUUUUUCGUAUAUAA
Parnassius apollo (apollo) is the source of this 936-nucleotide messenger RNA. NCBI's taxonomy places the organism in Eukaryota, Metazoa, Arthropoda, Insecta, Lepidoptera, Papilionidae. The record is from the annotation of a GenBank genome assembly.